Messenger RNA from Misgurnus anguillicaudatus (oriental weatherfish), 923 nucleotides. RefSeq names its product transmembrane emp24 domain-containing protein 11. Lineage: Eukaryota; Metazoa; Chordata; Actinopteri; Cypriniformes; Cobitidae. The record is from RefSeq and is a predicted model, not a curated record.
UAAACACAGCAACAGCAGGUGUGGAUUUCUCACACUAAACCUCCUGUUCACACAAAGCUUUACAUUUUCUUUUGCUAACUUAUUUGUAACGUAUCAACCUGUUGAAUGAACUGGGUAACUGCAAUGAACGCGAGGCUCGUAGGACUGCUGCUAACUUAUUUUUUUAUUUUGGCUCCGGCGAUGUAUUUUGAUUUAGGAGAGCAGGAGGAGAAGUGUAUUAUUGAAGAGAUUCCAGAUGACACACUUGUGACAGGCUCAUUUCUAUUAGAGUAUUGGGAUGAAAACAAGGGCAAAAACCCACAUCUUGGUUUGACUCUGAGUGUGAGAGACCCACAGCAUGAGGUAAUCUUGUUAAAGCGCUUCUGGAGGUAUGGAAAAUUCAGCUUUACCUCCCAUGCUCCAGGACAGCAUUUCUUAUGCAUGCGCUCAAACUCAACCAGGUUUUCUGUGUUUGCUGGUGACCGUCUGAAAGUCCAUUUAGAUGUCCGGAUGGGUGAGCAUACCCUCGAUCCAAAUGCUGCCAAAGCAAAAGACACAAUGACUGCAAUGGAGGAUAACCUGCAACAUCUCAUUGACCAGAUGCGGUACAUUAGCAGACAGCAAGAUUUCCAGAGGGAACGUGAGGAGACGUUUCGCCAAAUGAGCGAAGGAACGAAUGGAAACGUUUUGUGGUGGGCCAUUAUUCAGACAUCAAUACUUCUCUCUGUUGGAUUCUGGCAAAUGAAAAGCCUCAAAGACUUUCUCAUUGAAAAGAAGUUAGUUUAGCUUUAUAAAAUUUAAGAUGUGGGUUUAAAUAAACACGACCCUUUGUGAAACAUUUGGAGAAAUGUAAGAGUGUAUCGCAUUUGAUGUGUAUUUACUCAAAAACGUGCUGGUUUCAAUAAAUUCUUGUUAAAUACUCAAUAAAUACCUAAAAUAUCACA